Messenger RNA from Echinostoma caproni, 801 nucleotides. NCBI's taxonomy places the organism in Eukaryota, Metazoa, Platyhelminthes, Trematoda, Plagiorchiida, Echinostomatidae. The record is from the annotation of a GenBank genome assembly.
CACUCGUCUCUUUACGAUCGUCUCGGUUUGGCCAUGUCUGCUACUACAGUCAACAGUUCACAACAAUCCAGCCCGAAUCAUAGUAUGGAUCCUAUAGGUGGAGCACAGGAAGCCCCGCCAUUACAUCAUAGACGCAGUGCUCUUCACACUCUGACCACGGCUAAAUGGAAUUCGACAGGAACUCCACCUCCGAUUUCCUGGUUAUCCCGAAUUUCGACCUCGUUACCCGGGUGUACUCAGGCCGACCUCGGGUUCCAUUUGCACAAUUUGACCUCUGUGAACACGGCUGUCACUGCAGCCGCCAUCAGUUCGGCCACAGAAAGCAUGGGCACGGAUACCAUGGUCAGUACGAUCACGGAGAAAAGUCGACAGUCCCGUCGAACAGAUGUGAAAACAGAUCCGUUGAAUUCGGUCCCAAUACAAGCAUAUCCCGGUUCCGCGACAGACAUAACCGAGUCCGGUUCGACUCCGGCAAAACUCAAAAAAGACAGUACAACAACAGGAUCCAGUAAAAAUGUCUCCAAGUUUGGUUCUAGUGUAACGGCUCAGGAAUUGGAAAACGGUUGCCAACUUUCUCCUUCUUCGCUGAACAACUCAAUCACCCAUCGCCAGUUCUACCGAUCCCACUCUGCUAGACCACGAUUCACCUAUGCAACUCUAAUACGCCAGGCAAUUCUCGAAUCACCCGGAAAACAAUUAUCACUGAGCGCCAUCUACGUUUGGCUGCAGCGGGAAUUUGCUUACUUCAGGCAAAAUGAAGCCACGUGGAAGGCCGUAUUUGCGGUAUUGGGUUUGGAUUAA